AGCUUUUUCUAAUGGCGUCCACCGUUCGCUUCCCGCCUUCGUUCCUCCGUGCUACCCCAAACCCUAGCUCUGCUUUUCUCUCAUCUAAGCCCUUGAUUGUCCCUCCUCGUCGGGUCGGAGUUUUCGGGGAUUCAAUGCGCGAAGAGGAGGGGGAAGCAGCGGUACCCCUCUGAGAAAGAAGAAGCUCCGUAGAAUGGCCGAAACUCUAGUCAAGAGCGACAUUAAAAACCGAAAGGAGGGGUUUUGGAGGCUCUCGAAGCUUGGUGUUCCUCUUAGUAAGGAUCCUGGGAAGGAUUUUGUUGGUGUGUCGCCGCCGUUGCUCGAGGCCAUCGCUAAGGUUCUUGAGUUUCCGGUUGCUUCAAUGCUGCCACAUGAAGCAUUCUUCGUCGUCAGGAAAUCCUUUGAUGCAAGGAAGCUGCUGAAAGAACCUGAGUUUGUUUAUACAGUGGAUAUGGAUGUUAAGCAAUUACUUGAAUUGGAGCCUCGCACUUGGGACUUUAUUGAUCGCUUAGAAUAUAAAGUUGGGCUGGUGGAGUAUAUGCCCAGUGAGACGGUUUCUCUUGAUUUGAUCAGCAUUAUACAUGAUUCGAAAGACAAUAAAGAAGGAAAACAAGAAAUGGAUAGUAGUAAUUCAUACAAGUUUCCCCAUCCUAGGCCUAAGGUAGCAGUUGUAGGUAGCGGACCAUCAGGCUUGUUUGCUUGCCUUGUGCUUGUGGAACUUGGUGCAGAGGUUACCUUAAUAGAAAGGGGGCAGCCAGUUGAACAACGAGGGCGUGACAUUGGUGCUCUAGUAGCCCGGAGGAUCUUGCAAUCGGAUAGCAAUUUUUGCUUUGGAGAGGGUGGUGCAGGUACAUGGAGUGAUGGAAAACUGGUAACCAGAAUUGGAAGGAACAGUGACAGUGUUCAAGCUGUGAUGAAGACUUUGGUUCGCUUUGGAGCCCCUAUGGAUAUCUUAAUUGAUGGAAAACCUCAUCUGGGAACAGAUCGGUUGAUUCCAUUGCUACGUAACUUCCGAAAUCAUUUAGAAGAGUUGGGUGUUAUUUUAAAGUUCAGCACUAGAAUGGAUGAUUUGAUUGUGGAAAAUAAAAAUGUCCUGGGGGUCAAAGUUUCCAACGUUAGGCAGGACCCUGGUUCUGGCAGCUAUAACUUAUUUUAUGAUGCUGUUGUUCUGGCAGUUGGCCACUCGGCUCGAGAUGUAUAUCAAAUGCUCCUUCAGCACAAUGUGGGUUUAAUUCCCAAGGAUUUCGCUGUUGGCCUAAGAAUUGAGCAUCCACAGGAACUAAUAAAUAGCAUACAAUAUUCCGCUCUGGCCGCCGAAGUUCGUGAAGGGCGUGGAAAGGUACCUGUUGCAGAUUAUAAAUUGGUGAAGUAUGUUGGCGAAGGGAAUGCUGACACAAGCUCUGAUUUGGGAGAUCAAACUCGGAGCUGUUAUUCCUUCUGCAUGUGCCCUGGUGGACAGGUGGUUCUAACCAGCACUGAUCCAUCUGAACUUUGCAUCAAUGGCAUGUCUUUUUCUCGGCGUGCAUCUAGAUGGGCAAAUGCAGCAGUUGUUAUCACUGUUUCUUCAAAUGAUUUUGAUGCCUUCAAAUGUCAUGGGCCUCUUGCUGGUGUUGAAUUUCAGAGAGAAUUUGAAAAACAAGCCGCUCUAAUGGGCGGAGGAAGUUUUGUUGUCCCUGCACAGACAGUCACCGACUUCCUCAACAACAAAUUGUCCGUGACAUCAUUGCCUCUGUCAAGUUACCGCUUGGGGGUGAAGGCAGCAAAUCUCCACAACUUGUACCCUGCUCCAAUAACCCAAGCUCUGCAACAUUCAAUUUCAAUGUUCGACAAAGAGCUACCAGGUUUCAUCUCCAAAGACGCCCUUCUCCACGGUGUCGAGACGAGAACUAGCGCGCCACUAAAGAUUUCCCGGCAUUCUGAUACUUACGAGAGCACAUCACUGAACAGGCUGUAUCCAACCGGAGAAGGCGCAGGCUACGCCGGCGGCAUUGUCAGUGCUGCUGUUGAUGGUAUGUACUGUGGUUUUGCUUUAGCUAAAAAACUGAAUCUUUUUCAGGGUGAUACCGAAUCAAUACUCGGCAAAGCCCAGAAAAACACCGGGUUUGUUAAAUACUAGAAUUGCAUUGUUCUAUUGAUCUUUCCAAUCUUAUCAGAGUUACAAAAUUGAUUGAAUGAAUUCCAAUGUUGUUUGUUA
Dioscorea cayenensis subsp. rotundata (Guinea yam) is the source of this 2194-nucleotide messenger RNA. RefSeq lists its product as uncharacterized. Lineage: Eukaryota; Viridiplantae; Streptophyta; Magnoliopsida; Dioscoreales; Dioscoreaceae. The coding region runs from base 194 to 2116 and encodes 640 amino acids. The record is from RefSeq and is a predicted model, not a curated record. The transcript is spliced from 13 exons.